UUUAAAUACACAGGUUAUGUAUGUGGUAUGUUACUUGGAAAUAAAACUUUUAGUUCAUUUAUAGGAUAUUUCUCAAUCAAAAGACUUUUAACCAUGGAAGAAUCUUCAGGACUUUCCUUUAUAAAUCUUAAAGAUUCCAUUUCACCCUUUGAGCUCGUUGCUGAAUGGUUCCAAGAAGCGGCAAAAUUUGGCAUAACUAGCCAUUUUUUUAAUUUGGCUACAUGUAAAAAAUCUGGUGAAGUUUCAAACCGAUCUCUGCUCUUACACGACUUUGUAAAUAAUUCUUUUAGAUUUAUAACUAGUGAAAAAUCUCUCAAAGGACAUGAUAUGGAUGAAAAUCCGAAUGUCGCAGCUUGUUUUCUUUUAAAAUAUUUGAAUGAUGAGAAAUCUCCAGUAAUUAGACAGAUAAGGUGUCAAGGUAGUGUUAUUAAACUACCGUAUGAGGAAACUGCAAAAUAUUAUGAAAAAGAUCCAUUGUUUUCUCAAAUACGAUCUCAUAUAUGUAAGCAAGGCGAAAAAGUGGAUUGGAAUGAAUUGAAAGUAAAACACGAUGAAUUACUAAAACAAGUUAAAUCAGGAUUAAAGCUAAAAAUGCCCGAAUAUCAGGUUGGAUAUGAAAUACACCCACGUUGUUUUGAUUUCUACCAUUCUAUAGGAAGUGAAAUUGCAGACAGGAUCAUAUUUGAGAAAUCAAGUGAUGGCUCUUGGAGUUUUCACCGUGUGGCAACUUAAAAUAUUUUAAUUUUUCUUAUGUUAAAUAUACAAAAAGCAUAUAAUAA
Molecule: messenger RNA, 779 nt
Organism: Diabrotica balteata
Lineage: Eukaryota; Metazoa; Arthropoda; Insecta; Coleoptera; Chrysomelidae
Source: the annotation of a GenBank genome assembly